UUCCGAAUUCAAUGAAAAAAACGCCUUCUGGAAGUGCUGCACCAAAAUACAAAAAGUACAUUUAUUAUGACGAAUUAAGCUUCCUAGCUCCAACAGUUGAGAAUGAAGUUGAUGAAUCACUCAAUGAAACCAUACCCUCCCCUUCCCUUCCCUUAGCAAAUAUAGAUAACACAUUGGAUAGUAGGGUAUCUUCAGAACACUCUCAAGAUUCUGAUAUAUUCACGCAGCAAGUUUUUUCAAACACUCAGCAGGGUGAGCAGAAUGACCGUGGUGUUGAUUCACCAUCAUCACAAAUACCUUGGCUGGAAAAGAGAAAAAGAAGGGCCCCGAAAACAAAUCCAGAAAGUUCUCCUUUUGAAAAAGAAUUAUUAACUUUAUUAAGUAAUCAAACACCAGAUGUUGCCGCAGACGACCUGGCUUUUUUUGCUUCUUUAGGUCCAAUUUUAAAAAGUUUUGAUGUAGGACAAAAGCUGGAGUUUAGAUCGAGAGUGCUGCGCGAAGCCACGAAUAUUCGAAAUUAGAACAGACCAAAUAGCUCAAAUAGCUCUUAAUCUAAUGACGCAAGAUCUACAUUCGACACGUAUGCAUCAUCAUACAAUUAUCAGACUCCAGGUUACUCAGGGUACGAAACCAAUGAUGCAAAUCCAGGUAACUCUGGUUAUCAAACAGCUAGACGUACUGAUGAAUAAUUAUAUUAUGUUUAAUUACUAAUAAUAUGUAAUUUGUUUUUUUUGUCUUUCCUAUAAUAUGAAACAUUAUAAUAAUAAAUAUGUUGUUUUGUCACCUACAAUUUACCAUGAAUAAAUAUAAUGAUAAAAUGAGUAAAUAUAUUUUUUUCUUACCUUAAAGUCACCAUUAGUCGUUCAAUCGGUAAUAGGCACGAUUCGUAAGCUGCAAUGGACCAGUUUAUCUUUGCCAGUAUUUCGUCAAAGUUCUAGUUGACAUUCGAAAGUAAUUAAAGAAUUUACUUUCGUCAGCCCUCAAAGUGCCAUAUAACAAGACAAAUUCUCCUGCAACGGCUCUCUGCUCAAUCAAUGGAUGAACAUGGAGUCUUCGUCGUCGCCGGUUUUUAUUUUUUUGGGAUAGAUAGUACAAAGCAGCAAUAAUUAACACACUCCGCAUUUUGGUCGUCGUCUGUACAGUAUGGCGGUCAGUACGAUACUAAAACGAGCCACGCUGAGCCUCAGUGCUGACAAACUACGCGCUGAGCUAUGAGCGCUGACGGUGAGCGUGAGACUAAAAUCAGCCUUAUAUCCGAAAUACAAGCUCGUCCUGCAAUAUGGGUGGUUAAACUUGUAGCUCACAAAAAUAAAGUAAUUAUUAAACGUUUAUGGGCAGAAAUUCCAAGAAUGUACAGGUACCUAACUAUUUUAUUGUUAUUUAUACAAGGCAUUACUGCAGAUCAAAUAAAUUAUAAAAUGCAUUCUCUUCAUUUAUUUAUUGUGGGCUGCGCAUAAUCCCUGUUAAUAGUUAUCUGUGCGCAUAAUGAUCGCUUGGCUGAGGCGCCAAAACCGAUAAAAUCAGCGACGGCUGUUGGAAACAAUUGAAGAAAUGCCUAAAUUGUUGUUCAUUCAACAUUUCAGACUUAAUAAAAGAGAUUUUAGGAAAUAAUAAAGGUAAGAAAUUUAACAUUACUUUUUUAGCAACUGAGUCAUACCAGAAAAUUAUGGGUGUACUCUGUAAACAACAUGUCGCUGCAUCAGGGAAGUUGUCAACGCCCUUAAUCACAAUUGGAUGGUCAGCAGGUGGGUAGUGUUACCAUAAACGCCACACGAGAGGUCCUUAAUCAAAGAGAAGUAUGUAAAUAUAUUUUUAAAUAGCUAAUUAAAAAUAUCAUUAGGUUCCUACAUACCUAAUUAAUUAGGGGAAGAUAGGGCAAUCGUGGUCAGCGGGUAACAGUAGUCAUGGGCUUCAUCAAUAAGGUACCGUGUGAAGAACCCGAUUAUUGUCGAGGAAAUACAAAAAAGUACUACCUUUUUUCGUCGUAUUUUUAAUACAAAAUAUAACCUUUCAUUUGGCACUCCAAGAACGGACGUAUGUGUCACUUGAUUAAGAUUUUCUGAAGAAAUGAAAGUUAAAAAAGAUGACAAUGCACGCCUCAGCUUAAUGACUGCGAAAAACAUUUGAACUUACUUAAAGUUCCUGACCAGGUGGCAUAUUAUCUGAGAAAUGUUGACUUAUACAAUUUCACAAUAGUAGUUGGCUCUUCAAAAAGUAAAUUACUUCCUGAGAAUGUUUUCGCAUACUGCUGGACUGAGGAGAGUAACCCAAAGCUGCGAAUGAAAUUGCUUCAGCCGUAUAUCACAGGCAUCACAAAAGUACGUCUUAGGGCGGAUGGAUGUGUGAGUUUUAGAAAAUCGCCCGAUUGCUCCCGCAGCGUCAGGUAGUGGGCGACCAGCUGAAGUACAGACGGAGGAGCGUAUUUUAGAGGUCAUCCGUCGAAAUCCAUGCCUAGGCACACGCAGCGCUGCUAAGUUGCUACGACGGCGUAAUGGAUCAGUCGUCUCUCACUGGCUGGCGCAUAAAGUGUUACGGCGUGAUAGAAUGCGCCCGUACAUGGUACAUAAAGUACAUGCGUUGGUUCCCGGUGACCGUGAGCGUCGUCUUAAUUAUUGCCGCUGGCUAGUGGACCAUCAGCAACGGAGUAGGUUCAUUGAGCAUGUCAUCUGGACGGACGAGGCGACAUUCACAAGGAACGGUCUGUGGAACAGAAGGAACG
Messenger RNA from Spodoptera frugiperda (fall armyworm), 2719 nucleotides. RefSeq lists its product as uncharacterized. Gene Ontology annotation, molecular function: DNA binding. Lineage: Eukaryota; Metazoa; Arthropoda; Insecta; Lepidoptera; Noctuidae. Bases 12 to 521 code for a protein of 169 amino acids. The transcript has a single exon. The record is from RefSeq and is a predicted model, not a curated record.